CACUCCCCCAAAAACACAGGACUGGAUUUUACUGGGGGGGUUUUAAAGUGGGAAACGCAGAAGAAGAAGAAGAAGAGAAAACAAGUACGUCACUCUGACUGACUGAGGAGGAAGAUAUCUCUCAUCACGUGUUUACCAAAAACAUGUUAGACGUGACGUCUGGGAUAUUUUCAUUCAUGAAUAGAUUUUAAAGCACUUUUUCUGACAAUGUCGCCGCUAAUUAGAUCACUUUGGGCUCUUUGUCUCAUUUGCAUGUGUGUGCGGUGGUGUGAUGGCGGUUGUGCUGAAGUGGACUCCAUGACGGAGGCGGUGGUUGGACAGGGCUUCCUGUUGGGUUGCAUCUCCUGUAAGAAAAGAGAGGAAAUCGGCGGCACUGCUACAGUGGACUGGCACUUCAAACCGGCUGGAGGAGACGAGUUCUCCCACAUCUUCCAUUAUGAUUACCCGACCUCCACCAUCCUGCACGAGGACUUCCAUUCUCGUCUCGAGUGGCGUGGAACCAAAGGAACUGGUGACCUUCAGGUCGGAGCCAUUUACAUCCGGAACGUCACCUUUAAUGACACUGGCACUUACACGUGCACGUUUGAGCGUACAAUUUUCCUCCCGCUUAAUAACGAACAUGUAACUAUCAAAAAGACAGUGGAGCUCACCGUGUUGGCAGAAGCCAAACCUGAGUUGACGGCAGUGAUUUCAGAGAUCAUGAUGUACGUCAUCAUCAUUUUUCUGCAGCUGUGGUUGAUCGGUGUACUGAUUUACUGCUACAAAAAAAUCUUUGCUGAAAACGAAGCUCGCGAGGCCAGAAAUGCUCUGCGUGCAAAAAACAAACUUAUUGACUCGAAGGACACGUGUGAUGGCGUGCACUUGGAGUAGGAUUUGUUAUUAAUACUGAGCCAGGAAUCCUGGACAUUUUGCUGCUCACAAGAAAAAUCUUUAAAGUCUUAAACAUAAAUAAAUUCACACUCAUGUUUCUGAAAAGCAGCAGGUGAAGCAGGACUAGCGCUUCUGAUCUGGGCGUCACUGGUUACAGACAUAUGAGUUAAAUACUGUUAAUGCUCAUUUGUUGUGCUAAUCUAUUAACUUUACUAGUUUUUUGGUGACCUUAUUUAUUUUAAAGCUAGUUUGUAAACUAUUCUAUUCACUGUAAAGCUAGCUUGUCAGUUAGCAUAUUUUCCUGCUAAGUUACUGGUACAGUAUGACAGUCUGUUGUCUAUUUAAUACUAGGCAAUAACUUAGCAGAUUACUGGUUGAUUUACUGGUAUGGUAGUUCUUAAGGUUUACACUAGUUUUCAGAUUAGCAUAUUUACUGGUAUGUUAGUCUUUAGUCAAUAUGCUUGUUUUAAAGUUAGUCUGUUAGGCUUAUGCUACUUUUUAAGUUAUCAUAUUUUUAAUAACCCUGUAUCAAUGUUUGUAGAAACUGUCUAGUUGGUAAAUUAGCCUUGUAACUGUAAGGCUAGUUUUUAAAUUUGCCUGCUUGUUGAUAUGUUUGUUUGUAGGUAAGCAUGUUAACUGCUAUGUUACUUUACAGUUAUAUAAAGAAAGUUAGUCUCUUUAUAGGUUUGUUAGUCUGUAAAUUUGUGUAAUGAUUGUAACGCUAGUCCAUUUAAAUGCUUGUUUCUUUCCUAGGUCACUCAUGAAACUUAGCGAUGUUAGCUGUGUUAUAUGUAGCAUGUAGCUGAGGUGUGUUCAUCUCAGACAGCGAAACAGUAACGUGUGUGUGUGUGUGCCUAACACUGCUGAUUGAAUGCAAUAAAAUAGCACUUUAUUCACUUCAUUAGUAAAGAGUUUAAUAAAGAAAU
Molecule: messenger RNA, 1796 nt
Organism: Clarias gariepinus (North African catfish)
Lineage: Eukaryota; Metazoa; Chordata; Actinopteri; Siluriformes; Clariidae
Exons: 6
Coding region: 208-870 (220 amino acids)
Biological process (GO): sodium ion transport; regulation of heart rate by cardiac conduction; cardiac muscle cell action potential involved in contraction
Cellular component (GO): voltage-gated sodium channel complex
Molecular function (GO): sodium channel regulator activity
Source: RefSeq, a predicted model, not a curated record